Molecule: messenger RNA, 1634 nt
Organism: Cottoperca gobio
Lineage: Eukaryota; Metazoa; Chordata; Actinopteri; Perciformes; Bovichtidae
Gene: ccdc152
Product: coiled-coil domain containing 152
Exons: 8
Coding region: 162-965 (267 amino acids)
Source: RefSeq, a predicted model, not a curated record
UGCUAGCUAUAACACCGUAACUUCAAUAGUUGCCAGCAGUUAGCUAAAGGAGACUUGAUUUUAUCUACCUUAACAUUAGUGUAGACUUAUUGAAACUUAAGCAGUUAUACGAUAGUAGCCUAUUACUUUUUACUACAGCCGUUUGCUUUUUAUCUAGUAAAAUGAUAAAGUUCAGCUGUGUUAAUCUUGACAGGUUUAUGGAGGAGUUUACUCAACUAGAACAGAAAAUUACAGAGGUUAAUGGCAAAAACAACAUGUUGGAGAUCAUGCUGGAGGAUGCCAAUAGACAAAUGAAAUUCUAUCUGACCAAGGAGAAAAAUCUGAUUGAGGAGAGAGACAGUCUUCUGGUCACAGUGAACAGACUGCAGCAGACUCUGCAAGAGCAAUGCAACCUCAGAGUGGAGAAUGAGAGACUGAGGAACACGAUGGUGGAAGUGAAACAACACAAUGAGAGAACAGCCGAGGAUGGAGAAGCUGAGCUUCAGCGGCUCGUCAGUGAGAUGAGAGCAGAAGGAGAGAGACACAAGAGGGAGCUAGAGACUGUCGGGCAGCAGUGCAGGAGAGAGGUGGAGGACGCCCACCGGGAGGGUUUCCAUCAGUUGGAAACUAAAGAUGUUGAAGUUAAGAAUCUGCUGGAGGAAAAGGAUCUGGAUCUGGAGAAGCUGAAGAAGAGGCUGAUGGAGCAGGAGAGGGAGAGGCAGAGCGAGCUCCUCAAGUUACAGAUGGAGUUUGGUGCAAAGUUAGCCAGAGUUCAGAGUACAGCUCAGUGGAGCCAACAGCAGCAGCAGCAACAACAACACGGCUCCAACCUUCUUCCACAGAGUGUCUUCAAGAGGAAGCUGAAGUCUUUCCAGGAAGAGAAAAACAAGGAGAUUGGGGUUCUGCGUCAGCGAAUCAAAGAGCUGGAAGAGAUCCAGCGUGUCAGCGUCUUCAGCGACAGCCAGAUAAAGAAGAGAAAGAUCUAAGUUGUUUGGAGGCGAGCCAAUCUGCAGGCGGGUGAAUCUCCUCAGGGGGCAGAAGGGACUAAAGAUUUGAGAAAUUUCCAGAUUUGUAUUUCAGUUUCCUUUCACAUUUAAAUUCAGUUCCUCAGAGUUGUUGACGUAUUUUACAGAUCACUUAUUGAACUACACUGCUUCUUGUGCACGGUCAUACUUGACUUGGAGGUGACCAGUGUGCAGCACAUUUACUCACAAGUCAUGUUCCUGUCUAAGGCUUUAAUCCAAUCAGACGCCUGCAUGGGAGGGCAAGAGGCAAGGCGCUGAAGCAGGAGAAGCACACGUCUGAGUAAAUCAGAUAGCUGGGAGGCCAAUCCUCUUCAGGGAAUUAAACAUGUUUAUCCCCUUUAUUCAAUGAAAAAAAUAAUCUUUUAACUCACAUCUGCUAUUUAUAUCAGAUUCAUUGAAGUCAAAGCUGCAUGCUACUAAUGUAGACAUUCUAGUUCCCGUUGUUGAUGUUUAGGAAAGUAAAUUCUACCUGAAUGAUUAUUAAGAAUCAGUUUCUUUAUUGACUGUAUCGAUCAACUUUGAUUUUUAACAUGAAAGUGGAGAGCUCAGUGAGAACAUUCAUAGCACUGCUGUCAUUCUGGACUUGAUGUACUCCUGAUGUCCUCCUGAUGUCCUCCUGAUGUCCUCCUG